Heterocephalus glaber (naked mole-rat) is the source of this 1857-nucleotide messenger RNA. It is a transcript of the gene Cldn9, whose product is annotated as claudin 9. The record is from RefSeq and is a predicted model, not a curated record. Lineage: Eukaryota; Metazoa; Chordata; Mammalia; Rodentia; Bathyergidae. Gene Ontology annotation, cellular component: membrane; bicellular tight junction. Gene Ontology annotation, molecular function: structural molecule activity.
AUUUGGAUCAUGAAAUGGGGCAGGGGGAUGGCAAAGGCUGGGGAAGUGUCAGUCUCAAGCUGAACCCUCUGCCCACCCUAUCCCCAGCCGGUUAGCCCCCCUUGUCCUCAGUCUUCCCAUUCCUUUGUCCCUGGGUUCUCACAUGCAAUGAAGUUUGUCCCCCGGUCCCACCUGCCCUCAGUACCAUGCACCACUGACACCCAUCUCACCCUCUCCCCCUCCUCCCACCCCCACUUGCUGUGGCCCAAUCCUGGCCUCCUACUGCUUGCUCUGCUCCUCCCCUGCUGGGGCCUUAAAACCCCACCUGUAGCUGGAGCCUGCAGAGGCCCCAGGUGACACCGCAGAGUUCACUGCUCAGAGGUUUCACUCCAGCACCAGCCAGGAGGGAACAGAGCUCUCCGCAGGUCUGAAAGAGCCUUUUGAACUGGGCCCAGAUGUGACUGCAGGGUGUUCAAAGGGUGACAGCCUCUCAUCAGACACAAGCCACUCAGCUGAGCAGGACCAAGAAACAGGAUUGUGGUAAGUGAGCAGCAGACACCAACCUGUGAGAGGCCCACACUUGUGAAGACUGUUCUAGCUGGAAGACAAAGGAUACCCUUCCUCCUGGGCAUCUGGGCAUCGAGACCCCCAUCCAACACAUCUGACUCCCUGCUGAGUCAACCCGGCUGCCUGAGGCUGAGAAGACUGAACAGAAGGGCAGAUGGCUUCAACUGGCCUUGAACUCCUGGGCAUGACCCUGGCUGUGCUGGGCUGGCUGGGGACCCUGGUAUCCUGUGCGCUGCCCCUGUGGAAGGUGACCGCUUUCAUCGGCAACAGCAUUGUGGUGGCCCAGGUGGUAUGGGAAGGGCUGUGGAUGUCCUGCGUGGUGCAGAGCACUGGCCAGAUGCAGUGCAAAGUGUAUGACUCUCUGCUGGCACUGCCCCAGGACCUACAGGCUGCCCGCGCCCUCUGUGUUGUAGCCCUCCUACUGGCGCUGCUUGGCCUGCUGGUGGCCAUCACAGGUGCCCAGUGCACCACAUGUGUGGAGGAUGAGGGUGCCAAGGCCCGCAUUGUACUCACUGCAGGGGUCCUCCUUCUCCUCUCAGGCAUCCUGGUGCUCAUCCCGGUCUGCUGGACAGCCCACGGCAUCAUCCAGGACUUCUACAACCCGCUGGUGGCUGAGGCCCUCAAGCGGGAGCUGGGGGCCUCCCUCUACCUAGGCUGGGCAGCAGCUGCACUACUCAUGCUGGGUGGGGGGCUUCUCUGCUGCACAUGCCCCCCACCCCAGAUCGAGCGGCCUCGUGGCCCCAGGCUGGGCUACUCUAUCCCCUCCCGCUCUGGUGCAUCUGGGCUGGACAAGAGGGACUAUGUAUGAAGUAGAUUUCUUGCGGAGCCAGCAUUUGAGCUUUGGUUCUACCUUUGCCUUCUCCCACCAACUCCCUACCCUGGGAAAUCCAUUCUUGUAAAGCUCAGAUAACCUGACUCAGGGUCAGUCUCAGCUGGCCCUGCUGGGCCAACCCUCUGGUCCCCACCUCAUUGAACCUGGGCCAAACCUGUUGGGUGCCCUUGCCCAUGCCUGUUCCCUCUGUAAUUACUCUUCUGCUGUCCAUGACAUGAGCUUUCCCCUCCCCCAGGAACUUGGGAUCCACUGAAAGGAUAGCAGCUCCUUGCCUCCAAAAUAAGGAGCCAAACUUGUCCUGGAGCCGGUCCAUUCUGGCCCAGCCAAUACUUGCAUCUAAGACACCUGCGGGGGGCAGAGAUGUAGCUAAGUGGCGCUGCACCUGCCUGGCAAGUGCAAGUCCUGAGGUUGAUCCUUGAUAAGGAAAAAAAAAAAAUUCUUAUGAGACUAAGAUACUUGGGGCCAGGUCCUUUGGGAGC